CGAGCACAUGGGACUUCUCUGCCACCACAACUACUACCGCCACCGACACGAAGAAGGAAACGGCUGAAAUCGACAACAAUCCUUGGAGUCUAAAUCGUGGAAAGCCGAAAAAGAAGAAUGCCACCUUCUCAUUCGGCGCACUCGACGAAGAGGAGAAGGAGAAGGAACGGUCUUUCGGAACUGAUAAGAAGAAAAAGAAGGGCAAGAUCGUUGUUGAGGAACCCGCGAAAGCCGAGGAGAAGGAGAAGGAACCUGAACCCGUUGAGGAUUUCGCGUGGGGGUCUUUCGGAACUGAGAAGAAGAAAAAGAAGGGCAAGAUCGUUGUUGAGGAACUCGUGAAAGUGAGUUCGCCUGUAUCCAGCUACGGGAA
Hyaloscypha bicolor E is the source of this 370-nucleotide messenger RNA. RefSeq lists its product as uncharacterized. Bases 118 to 339 code for a protein of 73 amino acids. The transcript has 4 exons. The record is from RefSeq and is a predicted model, not a curated record. NCBI's taxonomy places the organism in Eukaryota, Fungi, Ascomycota, Leotiomycetes, Helotiales, Hyaloscyphaceae.